Aspergillus campestris IBT 28561 is the source of this 1165-nucleotide messenger RNA. Its product is annotated as CDP-diacylglycerol-serine O-phosphatidyltransferase. Gene Ontology annotation, molecular function: phosphotransferase activity, for other substituted phosphate groups. Bases 147 to 857 code for a protein of 236 amino acids. The transcript is spliced from 6 exons. Gene Ontology annotation, cellular component: membrane. Lineage: Eukaryota; Fungi; Ascomycota; Eurotiomycetes; Eurotiales; Aspergillaceae. The record is from RefSeq and is a predicted model, not a curated record. Gene Ontology annotation, biological process: phospholipid biosynthetic process.
CGUCAUUCUCUCCGCACUUUCUCCUCUCCCACCCUCCCCCUGAUAUACCCCCGUUGAGAUACCCCCAAUUCCCCUGUGAUCUGUUCGAAGGGACUAUAUUUUUCGAUUUACUUUUUUGUCUGAGCAUGUCUCGUCGGACAUCCGCCAUGUCUUCGAGCACUUCUGCGAAUAGCGGUGGUUCGCCAACCGGUGAUGGCGGCCAGGAAAAACAGAAGAUGCUGCUCUCUUCAGAGACUGGGCACUUUAGCAUGAUCAAGGCUUUGCAUUUGGCAGAUCUAGUAACUGAGCUCAAUGGAUUCUGCGGAGUCAUGUCUGUUCUCUCGUCUAUGCGAUACUGUCUUGGCGAUCCCACUGAAUACGGUGCCAUCUGGGCCGCUCUCGCGUUCAUGCCCUUCGGCCUGUUUUUCGACUUCAUGGAUGGCAAGAUCGCCCGGUGGAGGGGCAAGUCGUCUCUCAUGGGACAAGAGCUGGACUCGUUAGCGGAUCUGAUCUCCUUCGGAAUGGCGCCCGCCGCCGCGGCUUUUGCGCUCGGCGUUCGCACCCCGGUCGACCACCUCCUACUCUCAUUCUUCGUUCUCUGCGGCCUCACCCGGUUAGCUCGCUUCAACGUGACGGUUGCCGUGCUCCCCAAGGACAAGACCGGCAAGUCGAAGUACUUUGAAGGCACUCCGAUCCCCACCACGCUCUCCAUCUCCUUCCUGAUGGCCUACUGGGUGUCGCAAGGGUGGAUCCAGGAGGAUCUGCCGCUGGGACUGAUCGCCGCGGGCACGUCGUUCGAGUUCCACCCCGUGGUGCUGAUGUUCGUCCUGCACGGCUGCAUGAUGGUCAGCAAGACGAUACACAUCCCCAAGCCUUAGACGAGGGGCACUGGAACGAGCUGCCCAGAUCCUGUCGACCCUUGGUUGCAUGAUAGAUGUUUUACGAGCAUAUAUAGGAUAAGAAGGGCAACUUGAUAAGAGCGGAGCGGAGGAUUCAACAUACCGCGGAUGCAGAUAUGAAUUGAUCGCAUUGAUUGAGUUGGCCUGAGCAAAUAUUGGAGAUGACAUAAAAAGGACGAGUGUGCCAUGUGCCAUUGGAAAAGACUUGAUUCAUGUGCAAGUGAGAAAAGUUUGCUGGCUGGAUAACCAGCCUUGAAAAUACCACGCAUAAAGAUGUUCCAUCCUAG